AUGAGUCAAUCUCCACCCAAGUUACCUCUGACCGACACAAACUCUUCAUCCUCCACGACGAUCCCUCUGCACCCCAAGCCUCGAUCAGCGGUACCGCCUCAUCUGCUCAACGGUGGUUCUCCUCUGCGCCGACCCACUCCCUCACGGGCAAAAGAAAGAGAAAACUUGACAUCCUCCAUCAAAAGCACCUAUGGCCGUAGAAAGACUAUAGACCUGGGAGACCCUCAAUAUUAUUCACCACGCAGGAUGUCGGGAAUUUCGUGGACGGGCCUGGCUGAUGGCGACCACGCCGUCGACCACAACAAACCGGUCAGCUUACGGGAACCAGCGAGAGACGACAGGGAUGAGCCACCGGUCACUCCUCCUGCAACGGCUUCUCGUCCCGCCAGUCCAUACACCAUGAACCCCCCUAUUGAUUUUGAUGGUCUGAGUUGGCCUUGCAUUGGUACCCGGGAACGAUUGGAGCAAACCCCGGAAGAGGCGCAGGCUCGGCUGGACAAGCUCGCUGGAGCGGUCAAGACCAUCUUUGAAUGUAUCGGCGAAGAUCCGAACCGAGAAGGCCUGCGCGAAACACCCGAACGCUAUGCCAAAGCAUUGAUGUAUUUCACAAAGGGCUAUGAAGAGAAUGUACGAGAUUUGGUCAACGGCGCGGUCUUCCACGAAGAUCAUGAUGAGUUGGUCAUUGUCAAGGACAUUGAAGUGUUCAGCCUGUGUGAGCAUCACAUGGUUCCCUUUAUUGGAAAGAUGCACAUUGGAUACAUCCCGAAUCGAAGAGUUCUAGGUCUCAGCAAAUUGGCGAGACUGGCGGAGAUGUUUUCUCGACGACUCCAAGUGCAAGAACGGCUGACGAAACAAGUGGCGCUGGCCAUUGCCGAAGUUCUCCAACCACAAGGAGUGGCAGUGGUGAUGGAGUCAAGCCAUCUGUGCAUGGUGAUGAGGGGAGUACAAAAGACUGCAAGCAGUACGACGACCAGUUGCAUGCUUGGAGCCAUGAGAAGUAGUGCAAAGACGAGAGAGGAAUUCCUCAGUCUUUUGAAUCGCAAAUAA
Molecule: messenger RNA, 1047 nt
Organism: Exophiala bonariae
Lineage: Eukaryota; Fungi; Ascomycota; Eurotiomycetes; Chaetothyriales; Herpotrichiellaceae
Gene: FOL2
Product: GTP cyclohydrolase I
Exons: 1
Coding region: 1-1047 (348 amino acids)
Biological process (GO): tetrahydrobiopterin biosynthetic process; tetrahydrofolate biosynthetic process
Cellular component (GO): cytoplasm
Molecular function (GO): GTP cyclohydrolase I activity; GTP binding; zinc ion binding
Source: RefSeq, a predicted model, not a curated record